This is a messenger RNA of Aspergillus ibericus CBS 121593, 1263 nucleotides long. Its product is annotated as aldo/keto reductase. The transcript has 3 exons. The record is from RefSeq and is a predicted model, not a curated record. Lineage: Eukaryota; Fungi; Ascomycota; Eurotiomycetes; Eurotiales; Aspergillaceae. The coding region runs from base 184 to 1263 and encodes 359 amino acids.
GGAACUUCCCCGCUUGCUCCAGGGUUGAAUGACACCAGACACUACUUAUCUCUGAAAUCAACUGUAGACCAAGUCCCUCCAUCGACGAGAUAAAUACCAGUCCAGCCUCCAUGAUCUAGCCAUACUCACUCACAGCCAACCCCACAACCAUACCAUCAACUCACAACCACCCAAGUCACCACCAUGUCCGCCGACAUCCCAGCUGCCAUGCGCACCUCGCUCGAAAACUCCAAAUGCGAGUACCGCCGUCUUGGAAACAGCGGCCUGACCGUCUCUGUUCCCAUCCUCGGAUGCAUGAGCUUGGGAGAUAAAAAGUCCCAGCCAUGGACGAUUAGUGAAGACGAGGCCCUCCCCCUCCUCAAAGCCGCCUACGACUCCGGCCUCAACACCUGGGACACAGCCAACGCAUACUCCAACGGUGUCUCAGAGACCAUCGUCGGCAAAGCCCUCAAAACCUACAACAUCCCGCGCGAAAAAGUAGUCAUCUUGACAAAAUGUUUCUGGGGCGUUUCCGAACAACCUGAAAUCCUACACUGGUCUAAUCGCCCCCCCAUCGAACUCUCCAAAGACUACCAAAACCAAUACGGCCUAUCACGAACCGCCAUCUUCAACCAAGUCAACGCGUCCCUUCGCCGCCUAGACACCCCCUACAUCGACCUGCUCCAAAUCCACCGCUUCGACACCACCACCCCCAUCGAAGAAACCAUGAAAGCACUGCACGAUCUCAUCACAUCCGGAAAAGUGCGCUACAUCGGAGCGAGUACCAUGUACGCGACGCAGUUCGCGCGGAUGCAAUUCUGCGCGGAACGCAACGGAUGGACCAAGUUCAUCAGUAUGCAGAAUCAGUAUAGUUUGUUGUAUCGGGAGGAGGAGCGGGAGAUGAUUCGUUUUUGUAAUGAUACGGGCGUGGGGUUGAUUCCGUGGGCGCCGUUGAAUCGGGGGCAUUUGGCGAGGAGGCCGGAGGGGUUUGGGGGGACGGUGAGGAGUGGCGAGGAGAAGGAUUGGGGUAUAGGGCUGGGGGAGCAGGAUGUCAGGAUUAUUCAGAGGGUCGCGGAGGUCGCGGACAAGAAGGGGUGGACUAUGGCGCAGGUGGCGUUGGCGUGGAUUAAUCGGCGGGUGGUGAGUCCGAUUAUUGGGUUUAGUAGUGUCGAGAGGAUGGAGGAGGCGAUUGCGGUGAGGGGGAAAGUGUUGACCGAGGAGGAGGAGAGGUUUUUGGAGGAGUUGUAUAGGGCCAAGGAGGCUUUGGUGCCUGAGUUUCUUUAG